Messenger RNA from Daphnia magna, 252 nucleotides. Its product is annotated as DNA-directed RNA polymerase III subunit 1-like. The record is from RefSeq and is a predicted model, not a curated record. Gene Ontology annotation, molecular function: DNA binding; DNA-directed RNA polymerase activity. Gene Ontology annotation, biological process: DNA-templated transcription. Lineage: Eukaryota; Metazoa; Arthropoda; Branchiopoda; Diplostraca; Daphniidae.
AUGGUUCGUUUGGUUGGAGCCCUUUGUCAACAAAGGGAGAGAGGACCAAGUCAAACGUAUCCGAAAGACACGGCUGUCGGAGCCCUUUGUGCGCAGGGCAUUGACGAACCGGGCACUCAAAUGACGCUAAAGACUUUUCACUUGAGGUCUGGUGUGGCUGGUGUGGCACCGAUGAACCUCACACAGAUUAAAUUAGACAUUAACCGAAUCCGCUUGCUAAAACUCGAGGUGGCUGCAAAUUCUAUCCAGUAG